Asparagus officinalis (garden asparagus) is the source of this 504-nucleotide messenger RNA. RefSeq lists its product as uncharacterized. The transcript has 3 exons. The record is from RefSeq and is a predicted model, not a curated record. The coding region runs from base 1 to 504 and encodes 167 amino acids. NCBI's taxonomy places the organism in Eukaryota, Viridiplantae, Streptophyta, Magnoliopsida, Asparagales, Asparagaceae.
AUGUGCGUAGAUUACCGGGCGCUCAACAAGAUAACCAUUAAGAAUCGAUACCCAUUACCCCAGAUUGAUGAUCUUAUGGACCAGUUGGAAGGAGCAAGCAGAACUUGGGAGGAACAUCUUGUUCAUGUCAAGAAGGUGUUUGAAGUGCUGCAGAACGGACAGCUAAAACUUAACGAGAAGAAGUGUGAAUUUGGGAAGGACGAGUUGGUGUAUCUCGAGUUCAUCGUGGGGAAAGGCCAGCGAAGGAUAGAUCCACGCAAGGUGACAGUGAUCACGAAGUGGCCGACACCUAGGACAGUGACGCAGGUGAGAAGCUUCAUGGGGGCUUCACCUUUACAUAGCCUUACGAAGGUGAAGGUUCAGUUCGAGUGGGGGAGGAUGCAUGAGGAAGCUUUUCAGUUAUUAAAGAGGAAGAUCUCAGAGGCACCGGUAUUAGCAUUACCGAAUUUACAGAGGACUUUCGAGGUAGAGAGCGACGCUUCUAGUUAUGCUAUGGGUGCAUGA